This is a messenger RNA of Limanda limanda (common dab), 1182 nucleotides long. Its product is annotated as gastrula zinc finger protein XlCGF8.2DB-like. The record is from RefSeq and is a predicted model, not a curated record. The transcript is spliced from 2 exons. Gene Ontology annotation, molecular function: RNA polymerase II cis-regulatory region sequence-specific DNA binding; DNA-binding transcription factor activity, RNA polymerase II-specific. Gene Ontology annotation, biological process: regulation of DNA-templated transcription. The coding region runs from base 105 to 1049 and encodes 314 amino acids. NCBI's taxonomy places the organism in Eukaryota, Metazoa, Chordata, Actinopteri, Pleuronectiformes, Pleuronectidae.
CUUCCAAGCAAACACUCGCUCGAUGAUCUUCAGCAACCGCACACCCUGGUCCACACGGAACUCCUCCUGUCACACACACACACACAGACACAAAGAGGAGGAAGAUGUGCGACGUGCAGCUGCUGCGGGAGUCGGUACAUGAGCGGAUCAGCGCCGCCGCCGAAGACUUUCUGCUGCAGCUGGAGAAAGGAGGAGAAACGGCUCGAGUCCCGGAGCUGAGAGCGAUGCUAACCGAGCGGCUAACGGCGGCGGCGGAGGAGAUCGUCGCGGUGUUCGAAGACAGAAUGGAGCGGUCCGAGCGGGAGAUCUGCCGCCAGAGGAGGCUGCUGGAGGCCGUGAUGAAGCCCCAACUCCGGCUGCACCGAGUUGUGUGUCCUGCAGACGUACAGCCGCUGAUGGUGAAUAAAGAAGAGGUUCCCCCUGAGCAGCAGCAGUGGAGCCCCCUUGUGGACCAGGAGGACCGAAAGCCCCCCCAUAUUAAAGAGGGACAGGAGGAACUGUUGACCAAACCUCAGUCUGGUUUAAAUACAAAAAAUAACAAACAGCCUCUAAGUGAUAUGAAAUGUAAAACUGGUAAGAAAGCAUUUGGUUGUUCUGAGUGUGGGAAAAGAUUCAGACGAAACUGCGAGCUUACUGCACAUAUGAGAAUUCAUACAAGAGAGACACCGAUUAGUUGCUCCGAGUGUGGUCAAGGAUUCAGACUAAAGGGUGAGCUAACUGUACAUAUGAGGACUCAUAAAGGAGAGAAACAGAUUAGUUGCUCCGAGUGUGGUCAAGGAUUCAGACUAAAGGGUGAGCUAACUGUACAUAUGAAGACUCAUAAAGGAGAGAAACAUAUUAGUUGCUCCGAGUGUGGUCAAGGAUUCAGACUAAAGGGCGAGCUAAGUGUACAUAUGAAGACUCAUAAAGGAGAGAAACCGAUGAGUUGCUCCGAGUGUGGAAGAAGAUUCGCACGAAAAUUUCAUCUAACCAUGCAUAUGAGGGAGCAUACAGCAGAGAAACCAUAUAUUGGUAAAAGACGAAUGGCUGAUGCAACUGCAUAUUACUAACUCUAAUCCUAACCCUAUUAAUAUAGGAGAGAUUUGUUUUGUCCCUAGAAAAAGUAACUCAUUGAAUAACAUGAAAGAUAUUGUUGAUAUAUCUUGUUUCUACGGAUUUGAUUUAUGCAAUAUAUGUUACAUA